Messenger RNA from Herpailurus yagouaroundi (jaguarundi), 755 nucleotides. RefSeq names its product zinc finger CCHC-type containing 10 (gene ZCCHC10). The transcript has 4 exons. Bases 155 to 670 code for a protein of 171 amino acids. NCBI's taxonomy places the organism in Eukaryota, Metazoa, Chordata, Mammalia, Carnivora, Felidae. Gene Ontology annotation, molecular function: zinc ion binding; nucleic acid binding. The record is from RefSeq and is a predicted model, not a curated record.
ACCUACCCACCCACUGCUUACCCCAAAGGCGGCCACGAAGGCCCGCGAGGCCGGACUGGCUCCGCCCACGCAGGCGGCCGCUGGGGGUUCGAAGGGCCCGCCCCUUCCGAGGAGCUUCCCAAAACCCAGCGCGGCAGUCCGCAGCCGCGCUAAGAUGGCGACUCCCAUGCAUCGGCUCAUAGCUCGGAGACAAGCUGAAGCAAAUAAGCAACAUGUAAGAUGUCAGAAAUGCUUAGAAUUUGGACAUUGGACUUAUGAAUGCACAGGAAAAAGAAAAUACCUACAUAGGCCUUCAAGAACAGCAGAACUAAAGAAAGCUUUAAGAGAAAAAGAAAACAGAUUAUUAUUAUUACAACAAAGCAUCGGAGAAACUAAUGUAGAAAGAAAGACGAAGAAAAAAAGGUCUAAGAGUGUCACCAGUUCCAGUAGCAAUAGCAGUGACAGUUCAGCCAGUGAUUCUUCAUCUGAGAGUGAAGAAACAUCUACCUCAUCCUCCUCAGAGGACAGUGACACCGAUGAAAGUUCCUCCAGUUCAUCAUCUUCAUCCUCCUCCACGAGCUCUUCCUCGUCCUCUGAUUCAGACUCAGAUUCUAGCUCUUCCAGUAGCAGCAGCACCAACACAGAGAGCAGCUCCGAGGAUGAACCACCAAAGAAGAAGAAAAAGAAAUAGAAUCGCUCUGUCCCUAUUGGACUGCCGGACUGAACACAUCAGUGUGAUUCUCGAAAGGGAAUUUAGAUCGUGUUAAGGCCAAACA